CCUCUAUUCUACCAUGCCGACGUCCGCCCCUGGCCUCUGCCUGGCCAGCCCAGGAUCGUACUAUUACGCCGACGGGGAGCAGCUUCCCUCGCGGCCAACUCGACUGCCGACCUUAUCCGCGAACGCGUACGAUUUUCCCUCGCGGGGCAAAAAGAGGAGAGGCGUCCCUCUACGGUCGGACGGAAAACUGGCGUCUCUUCCGGCUCGGCUCCGUCGGCCAAGCGAAAAGGCGAGACGCGCGAGAACGUGGCUGCGACACAACGCAAACUCCUGGUGAUGAUCUGCGACCGGAGGUGAUAAGAGUUCGCUCGAGUGCCGGAGAAGAUCGGCGAAAGAAAAAGAGAGAGAGAGAGAGAGAGAGAGAGAGAGAGAGAAAGAAGGUUGAAGUGGUCGAUGCUGGUUGAUCGGUAAAAUUGGACGAUUGGAGCAAAAUUGGGAAUGUUGGAUGCUGGAGGAUGGAGUUACAGUGAUCCUCGUGGAUUUUGUCGCCGGUUUGUCGUAGAGUCGUGAUGGUGUGACGUUAGGGUAGUUUCGUACCACGAGCAAAGAUAACACGGAGUGGAGUGGUUUCUUGGACGAGUGGAGUUUCGACUGGAAGCACGUAAUUUUGGCAAAUGUUUGAAUCCCUUAUGUCAGUGUGCUUUCCACUUGCGAUAGAACUCAGGGACGUUUCUAGCAGAUUCCAAUUUCACUUCAAUUCGCUCCGGAUUAAUUCCAAUGAAUGAGACAAUCGGCUUUGAACUGACGACUCUGAGAAAUUCCACGACACCCGUUUCACGCGGAUCAACUUUCCAACGCAGUCCACUUCAAUCGUCCAACAUUCUACCGGGACUUUCCAACCUCGCGAGUGUCGUCGCGGCCGCUUCCGACGGAUCCCGUGAACGACGUCGACGUUCGAUCGUGCCUUUCUACGACGUCCCUCGUGCAUUAUUGUCCACACCGUGCUUGGGAAACGCUUGCGACUCGUGACUCAAGGUCAACGCUGCCAGUCGGAUGGAAAUAGCCAGCUUCGACGAGUGAAUCUCGCGGUGUGGGAACCGAAGCGCUGGCACGGAAAGCGACGGCAGACACCGGCCAGACAGAAGAAGCGUCGAAGACGAUCGGUGAAAUUCACCGCCGUGUUUACAGCUGAUUGAACUAACACUCAGAAUGCGCCGGUGGUCACGGCGGUUCUUCUCGAGAUGCUGAAGGAAGUGGGCUGUGGGAGCAGCACACCCCCACCAGGGGAUGGUGCCGUCAGCAAUCGGCAGAUCGGCACCAGCGAGAACAACAACACCGACGGUGGCCUCGGCUGCGGGGGUUGCGGCAGAGAGAUAGCCGAACGGUGGUAUCUAAGGGCUGCGGACCGCGCGUGGCACUGUGGCUGCCUUCGUUGCUGCCACUGCCGUGUGCCUCUCGCCGCCGAGUUGACGUGUUUCGCCAGGGACGGCAACAUCUACUGCAAAGAGGAUUAUUAUAGGUUGUUCGCCGUUUCGAGAUGUUCGCGAUGUCGAGCGGGCAUCUCCGCGUCGGAGCUGGUGAUGCGCGCCAGGGACUUGGUUUACCACGUGGCCUGUUUUACGUGCGCCUCGUGCGGCACCCCGCUGAACAAGGGCGAUCAUUUCGGGCAGAGGGAUGGCCUGGUCUACUGUAGACCUCACUACGAGUUGCUGUGCUGCGCUGGGGAUUACGGGAGCGCAGCCAGCAAUAUCGAGGACAUCGGCUCGCCAGGAGUGUCGCCGCUUCCGGCUUAUUACAGCGCCGCGGAGCAGAGCCCGAUUACCUCGUCCGGUACCGUGCAGAAGGGUCGUCCCAGAAAGAGGAAGCUGUCGGAAGUCACUGGAUCCGACUUGCCUGUCACCAUGAGGCUGGCCGCUGGUGCUCUUGAGCUGCUUCACCCGACCGAACUGUCCUCGUCCAUGGAGUCUUUGGCGGCGUACGAAGCGUCUGUCGGUUCACCCGGGCCGGUGCAUCAGAGCCAGCGAACGAAGCGGAUGAGAACGAGCUUCAAGCACCAUCAGUUGCGGACGAUGAAGAAUUAUUUUGCUAUAAAUCAGAAUCCCGACGCGAAGGACCUCAAGCAACUGGCGCAGAAGACGGGACUCUCGAAGAGGGUGCUUCAGGUCUGGUUCCAAAACGCUCGCGCGAAAUGGCGACGAAACAUGAUGAGGCAGGAGGGCAACACGACGACGAGCAACGUGGGGUGUCCAGGCACGCCCGUGCCGUCGAACACGGCCGGCUCGCCGAACGUAGGACCGGCGGCCAGCAUCCUAGGCGACAGCAACAGCAUGCCGUCGACCUCGAUGGAGGAGCUGCACGCUCUUCAUCACCUACAUUCCGGCGUUUCCUCUCAGGUCUCGUUCUCCGAUCUUUACUGACGACGGCUUGAGAUGGAGGAAGACAGCUACAGCAGCCUUUCCAGCCAUCUUGGAUGAAGGAUAUUGGCCGCGUCUUCCUUUUCGAAUCGAUUUCCUCGGCGCCCGUUUUCUCAGAGGAUAAAGCGUGGACUUUCCUACCCUCUCCCCCUCCCCGCCGCAAUCGGCUUAAUUUUCUUCCCCUAUUCUUGCUCGAGAGUUUCGACCAGUUGAUUGUUGACCAACGUUUGACAUCGUUGGGCGACGUUUCGGUUCGAGAAAAAAAAAAAAAAAGUAAGAAAAAAAUAAUAAAACGUAGAAGACCGCGUUUCCGUUGAGUAGUCCUUUGAAUGGCGCGAGAAUCGAAUUCUAGGCGAAUUCUAGGGACUCCUAGGGACGCUGAAUCCUUCGACGAAUUUCCCGGUGAGUAAUAAAUCCGAGAGCGUGUUGCUUCCCCGUGUUGUUUUCGAAUGACUUAGAUCGCCGCGGUCAUUUGUCCGAUAAGGAGAAUUAAUGAUUUCGAUUAAACCGGCUCGUUAGAAAGCCACGUUUCUUAAUUAAUAAGCGACACGCGGCCAAUGAAGACGUUUACAAUCGCUAAUGGCUUGCAAACGAUCCGUUCCUACAGAGGCUUGUCAAAUCCCCGCAAUUAUCGCAUUCGUUCAAGCAAAACCGACUAUUAAACGCCUCUCGAGCGAUUAUACUUCAGCAACAAUCUGCAAACGUCAAUUACACGUAACAAGAACAAACGACCGUUCAUCGAUCACCAGCCACGAUUUACGUGGCCGAGCCACGCUAAAAACCGAUCGGCCAAUCCAUCAACCACCCGUACGUACAAGGUUGCAUAAAACGAAUCGAGCCAAGCAUCUUCCAGAUCUACGCUGUUAUCGAUUUCUACGUCGAUCUCUACUCCAUCGAUCGAGACACACGGUUGGUCUACCGAGUUGUAACUCACCGGGAAACGGUCAAGGUUCGCCGAUAAUGGCAGAUCGACGCGGCGCCAACAGCGUUUUUAGGCUGAAACGGUUUAUGUUUAAGCGAUCAGUGAUAAUAAUCAUAGUUCCAUGCACAUCCGAUUUACCAAAGGUACUAGGCGAUAGUUUGUCUCGCUAGCGAGAGCGCGAGUCGGGUUUCGACGUCGACGGUCGAGGUGGCAUAGGUGGGUAGAUUCGUCGAAAUAAGGGGGAAGAAACGAUCCUGUCCUACGGUGAUAAAACUGUCCCGUGUCUUCUUGGAUCGUGAGACUAAGAAGAGUUCCGACAGAAUGGGCGUAUCCCACCCUUCUCCACCGUGUAAUUAUAUUACACCGCCGGAUUGUUUCGUUUGUUUCAACUGGUCCGGGUUUUUAAAGCUUCAGAUCGAUUUCGCAGUAGCGAUUCUUGUUCCGGUUGAUUAUUAUUUAUUUACAUUUUCUUCUUCGGCGUGUAAAGAAACGGCGACACGAAUUUGAAUAGAAUAUUUCUAAUUACAAACGAAACUGCUGUGUUGAAUUUGAUGGAAGAAUAUUUCUCAUUUGUAUGCUCGAGUCAUUGAGAAUAUAUUUAAAAUAACUAUUGGUCGAUCGAUCGACUGAUGAGUCGUCUACGUGUCAUUUUCGAUAGCUCGAAAAUCGAGGCGUGUUUCGAGUCUGAAGUUAUUUCGACGUAUCUCGGUGUUUCUUCUCCGUGGCACCGUAGCCCGACAUCGCGCGCUGCUUCACUCCUCCUUUUUAGCCGAGAACCGUGUCACGACGACACUUUUUGAUAAUGGCGAUUUACGGGCUAGAGAAUCGCGAACGAACGAACGAACGACAGGUGUGGUAAAACGGCGUUCCUCUCCUCGUGCCAAAAACGUACGUACAUAACGAGUAGCUAAGAUACGAGUUCUUUUUGUACGGUGCCGAUCGAGUCCGAGGUAUUUGCGCGAUUGUUCAAAUAAAACGAUCAUUCCUCUUUUCGUUCCAAUUCGUAUCUCGAAUAAGCGCGAGAUCUUAUCGUAUUUUGCAAUUUAUUGCUUGUCUGUCAUUGUAAAAAAAAAAAAAAAAAAAAUGAAGAAGCCGAAAGAAGAAGAAACGAAGGAAUUCUUCAUCCGAUCAAAAAUGGUGGAUCUUUGGACUCGAUCGACACGGAAUACACUCAUUCGACCAUUGACGACACGGUAUAUAUAUUAUAGACGAUGAAAAUUAGCGGACAGAUCGCAAAAGUUUUUAGCCAAACGUUAAGCAACGUAGCAGAAGGCUUGGGAAUAUCCUGAGCGCGACCAUCGACAAAGUGUAGCAAAGUGAUGGACGCCAAGAAGAAAAAAAGAAAGAAAGAAAGAAACAGUACCAAAACGAAAAGAAAAAAAAAAAAAAAUCGACGCGAACUUUUCGACUGCGUGACACACGCGUGCGUUGAGGUUCUGACGUGACGUCAAGAAAAAAGAGAAAAUUAAAAAAAAAAAAAAACGAGAGAAUAGAAACGAGGAUUCCUAUGACGAGAAGAUGAGAUUUAUUUGUAACGAUCGAGAACUUAUAAUUUUUAUAUAUAUACGUCGUAAAAUUAGAAGAUGAUAUUUAUCGACUGCAAGCGACGAGAAACGAUCGUCCCGAUGGUAUUCUAAAUCCCGCGAUUCCUCUCGCCGACGUGAAAAUUCCCCAUCAUUCCUUGCCCCGCGGACAACAUCUCGUCAAUUAUCGCGAUCGAUGCGGUUUUUCUUACUCCUUUCCAGAUUUUGGGACGCAGCAAAUCCCAGGAUCAGAGGCAGCCUCGACACGUCGAGUCGAGAAUAGUCUGCAUAGCCGGCAAAGUGGCGGGCAGUCGCAUGUUAGGCAUGUGUAGCAUAGCGAUGAUUUAAUGUACGUCAGCGUCUUAAAAAUCGAAACAAGAAAAAUAAACCAUACACACGAUGCGCGCGCGCGUAUAGACACGCGCGCGCGCGCACACGCACAAACAGAUACACGGGCGAACCAAUUACGUAAAACUGUAUAGAUGAAAUUAAUGUGCAGCAUUCGAGUGCGAGUAUUAUCGUAUAAUAAAUAGUUACGUACAUCUGGA
This is a messenger RNA of Frieseomelitta varia, 5347 nucleotides long. Its product is annotated as LIM/homeobox protein Lhx9-like. The transcript has 6 exons. The record is from RefSeq and is a predicted model, not a curated record. Gene Ontology annotation, molecular function: RNA polymerase II transcription regulatory region sequence-specific DNA binding; DNA-binding transcription factor activity, RNA polymerase II-specific. Bases 1182 to 2357 code for a protein of 391 amino acids. Lineage: Eukaryota; Metazoa; Arthropoda; Insecta; Hymenoptera; Apidae. Gene Ontology annotation, cellular component: nucleus. Gene Ontology annotation, biological process: regulation of transcription by RNA polymerase II; neuron differentiation.